Molecule: messenger RNA, 1848 nt
Organism: Ipomoea triloba (trilobed morning glory)
Lineage: Eukaryota; Viridiplantae; Streptophyta; Magnoliopsida; Solanales; Convolvulaceae
Product: aluminum-activated malate transporter 4-like
Exons: 6
Coding region: 123-1799 (558 amino acids)
Biological process (GO): malate transport
Cellular component (GO): plant-type vacuole membrane
Source: RefSeq, a predicted model, not a curated record
UUCAACCUCAAUCGAUUGCUCCUUAAUCCUUUUUUCGUUGAUUUCAUUUUUUUUUUCGGUGUAAUGAAAACGUUAGAUCUCAGAUAACCAAGCCAACACAGCUUUUUCCCCUAGAUUACCAAAUGGCUGCGGGCAACGCUAAUCAUGGAUGGCUUAAGCAAAGCUUUCUUGAACCAGGUAAAGACGGAAUCCCAUGCAGAAAAGGCUACGCCCAUCCUGAGGAGCCCGACGAUCAAGGCAAUCUUCAUGCCCGGCAUGAUAGAUUCCACACAUUCUUCGAAAAUGUUAAGAGGGUUUCGAUCAAGUGCUAUCAGAUGGGCCGCAAAGACCCUCGUAAAGUCGUCUUUGCGGCUAAAAUGGGGUUGGCUCUCUCCAUUGUUGCCGUUCUCAUUUUCUUUAAGGAACCCCUUAGUUACAUUGGCAAAAAUUCUGUUUGGGCAAUCCUCACUGUGGUGGUUGUAUUUGAAUUCAGCAUAGGGGCAACCCUUAACAAAGGGUUCAAUAGGGCUCUUGGCACAUUUUCUGCUGGAGGAUUAUCUCUGGGCAUUGCUGAAUUAUCUCAAUUGGCUGGACGAUAUCAAGAAAUUGUAAUUGUUUUCAGUAUCUUUAUAGCAGGAUUUCUUGCAUCUUACUUGAAAUUGUAUCCUGCCAUGAAGCAUUACGAAUAUGGAUUCCGAGUGUUCUUGUUGACAUAUUGUAUAGUGUUGGUAUCUGGAACUUCUGAGUUCUUAAACACUGCUGUUUCACGUUUAUUUCUUAUUGGCAUUGGUGCUGCCAUCUGUUUGCUUAUAAAUUUAUGUGUCUAUCCAAUUUGGGCUGGUGAGGAUUUGCACAAACUGGUGGUAAAAAAUUUUAAAGGUGUUGCAAAUUCUCUGGAAGGUUGUGUAAAUGGUUAUUUACAAUGUGUUGAGUACCAGAGGGUACCUUCCAAAAUUCUAUUCUACCAGGCUUCUGAUGAUCUGGUGUAUAGUGGGUACAGAACCAUCUUAGAGUCCACAGCCGAAGAGGAUACUCUGUUGGCUUUUGCUGUGUGGGAACCGCCCCAUGGUCGUUACAAAAUGUUCAAGUAUCCUUGGAGUGAAUAUGUGAAAGUUAGCGGUGCGUUGAGGUAUUGUGCCUUCAUGGUUAUGGCUAUGCAUGGCUGUAUUCUUUCAGAGAUACAGGCAGGAUCAGAAUUGAGGGCCGUUUUCGGUAAGGAGAUUUAUCGAGUUGGGAGUGCAGGAGCUAAAGUGAUAAGGCAUCUUGGAGAAAAAGUGCAAAAUAUGGAGAAGCUAAGUGAUGGAAACCUGCUUGAGGAAGUUCACGAAGCAGCCGAGGAUUUGCAAAUGUUGAUUGACAAAAAAUCUUACCUUCUGGUCCAUGCUGAGAAUUGGGAAAUCGAGAAACGCCCCAAAAAUUUAGACCCUGAACGACUUCAGGAGCUCAAGGACAAUGAAGUGAAACCGCCCAUGCUAAUCAGUUCCCUUAGCGAAUUACAACAUAACAUCCCGAGAUCCAUGCAUCCAGGAAACCGGUUGGAUGCUCAGAACCCCAACCCCAACCCAAACCCACAAGUUAGUAUUUCACCGAUGGAUUCUUCCGAUGACAUGUUCAAACAACCAAUGAUGUGGCCUUCGCGGCUUUCAGUUUUGGGAGGGACAAUUCAAAAUUUGCGUGAAGUUCGGACAUAUGAAAGUGCUAGUGCAUUGUCAUUGGCAACAUUUACUUCCCUGUUGAUUGAGUUUGUCGCUAGGCUGCAGAAUCUUGUUACAGCAUUUGAACGCCUCAGCGAGAAGGCUAAAUUCAAAGAAGCUGCAUAGACAGACACAGAUAAUAACGUCUCGCCGUAUUGAGGAAGAAGCUCGAAAA